Messenger RNA from Carica papaya (papaya), 1735 nucleotides. The record is from RefSeq and is a predicted model, not a curated record. Lineage: Eukaryota; Viridiplantae; Streptophyta; Magnoliopsida; Brassicales; Caricaceae.
CCGGGUAAAUCAAUCGGUGGAAGGGAGAGUGAAUCCCCGCGCUUUUACUUUCCCGUAUCUCCAUCCAUAUAGUCAUAUAAACUCUGCGCCUUUUUGUCUCAAUUUGCUUCUCCACCCAAAAACUUACAGGAAUCGCAACAGAGGAGAAGGUGGAGGAUUUCUUCACUCGUCAAUUUUCUUUUCCUUUCAUCGAUUCAGUUUUGUAAGCAUCUGUUUCGAGGAAAGGUUUGGAGAAGUCGGGUGACCUCAAUAGUGGCAUGUUGGACAUUUUCUCUCUCAGAGUUUCAAAUGGUUGAUUGGAUGCAUCAGUCCACUAGAAUCCCCUCUUUUUGAGCAUCUUGGUAGUAGAAAGUGCUGCAGCAACACAAGAACCUGGAGGUCUUGCCUUGAGUAAAUCCAAGUCCCAAGCAAUGGCCACAGAUAGCAAUAGCAACAAAGAGACAUUCUUCAGAGCAGAUAAGAUCGAUUUCAAGAGCUGGGAUAUGCAGCUGGAGAAGCACUUGAGCCGGGUUUGGUCAAAAGAUAGGGAAGUUCCUGCUCCAAGGGAAGAGUGGGAAAUUGAUUUAGCUAAGCUUGAUAUAAGGCAUGUUGUAGCUCAUGGAACUUAUGGGACUGUUUACCGGGGCGUUUAUGAUGCCCAAGAUGUUGCAGUGAAAGUAUUGGAUUGGGGAGAGGAUGGUUUUGCCACAGCUGCUGAAGCUGCUGCACUUCGGACAUCAUUCCGGCAAGAGGUUGCAGUGUGGCAUAAGCUUGACCAUCCAAAUGUUACCAAGUUUAUUGGAGCUUCAAUGGGAACGUCUAAUCUUAAAAUCCCUCCAAAAGAUGCUACAAGUGAUGGGCAUAACCCCCUUCCUUCUAGAGCAUGUUGUGUUGUUGUUGAGUACCUUCCAGGUGGGACCUUAAAGAAAUUUCUGAUCAGAAAUAGGAGGAAGAAACUCGCCAUUAAGGUUGUUAUUCAACUUGCUUUGGACCUCUCCAGAGGCUUGAGUUAUCUUCACUCCAAGAAGAUUGUACAUCGUGAUGUAAAGACAGAAAAUAUGUUGCUAGAUACCCAUAGAACUUUAAAAAUUGCCGAUUUUGGUGUUGCUCGAGUUGAAGCUCAGAAUCCAAGGGACAUGACUGGGGAAACUGGCACUCUUGGAUACAUGGCCCCAGAGGUACUGGAUGGCAAGCCUUACAAUAGGAAAUGUGAUGUCUACAGCUUUGGUAUAUGCUUGUGGGAAAUCUAUUGCUGCGACAUGCCUUAUCCUGACCUUAGUUUUGCUGAAGUUUCAUCUGCGGUUGUCCGACAGAAUUUGAGGCCAGAAAUUCCAAGAUGUUGCCCCAGUUCAUUGGCAAGUAUAAUGCGAAAAUGUUGGGAUGCAAACCCAGAAAAGCGACCAGAAAUGGAUGAGGUAGUGAGGUUGUUAGAAGCAGUAGAUACAAGCAAGGGAGGUGGGAUGAUACCGGAGGACCAAGCUCGCAGCUGUUUCUGCUUUUACCCAGUGCGAGGUCCAUGACAUUUGCUUUCUCCAUUGGAUCAUUCAUACAUGCUUUUUGUGCAUAUCAAGAAUCAGAUUAGUAUACUGCAGUUGAUUUUUUAUUAAGUAGAUCACCAAUUUCUGUUGCAAAUUAGCUAUAGUAAUUUUAAGGUUUAAGGUUUUAUUUGCUCUGUUAUGUUGCCUAUAUCUAUAUAUAUUUUUGUCAUUUUCUAUAAAGAAAUUUUGAAUGGAAUAUUGCCAUUACUUUACUGUAA